Messenger RNA from Mus pahari (shrew mouse), 4944 nucleotides. It is a transcript of the gene Hltf, whose product is annotated as helicase like transcription factor. Lineage: Eukaryota; Metazoa; Chordata; Mammalia; Rodentia; Muridae. Bases 183 to 3194 code for a protein of 1003 amino acids. The transcript has 25 exons. The record is from RefSeq and is a predicted model, not a curated record. Gene Ontology annotation, molecular function: ATP-dependent chromatin remodeler activity; ATP binding; hydrolase activity, acting on acid anhydrides, in phosphorus-containing anhydrides.
GGUUCCGCAGACUGUUGCAGGAAGGAGUGGUGUGGGACACGUCUCGCUGGGCGGACGGACGGGGCCUCGCGGUUCUGAUUUGGAUUCUGGCGCCUGGGCCACGACGCCUUGAGGAGCUUUAUCAGGCGGUCUGAGAAGAUCUGGGGCGCCCAGGGCAUCCCGAAGUCACCCCGCCCCGCGCCAUGUCCCAUACGUUCACGAGGGGUGCUGUUUGGAAGUAUUUGCAGUCUGUCCAGUAUGGAUCCCAUGAAAAUAUUCCAAGACUUUCAUACCCAACUUUCUUGCCACGUUUUGAAUUCCAAGACAUUAUGCCUCCAGAUGACUCCCUAACUAGUGAUGAAGAGCAAGAUUUAGUUUUAUUUGGAACUAUGAGAGGACAAGUUGUUGGAUUACGCUAUUACACAGGAGUUGUAAAUAAUAAUGAAAUGGUUGCUUUACAACGAGAGCCUAAUAAUCCCUAUGAUAAGAAUGCUAUUAAAGUAAAUAAUGUGAAUGGAAAUCAGGUUGGCCAUUUAAAGAGAGAGCUUGCAGCUGCCGUGGCCUAUAUCAUGGACAACAAAUUGGCACAAGUGGAAGGUGUAGUUCCUUUUGGUGCAAGUAAUACUUUUACCAUGCCGCUUCAUAUGACUUUCUGGGGAAAAGAAGAAAAUAGAAAAGUGGUUUUAGAUCAGUUGAAAGAACAUGGAUUUAAGUUGGGUCCCACACCAAAAACUUUAGGGUCGAGUUUGGAGAAUGCACGGGGCUCUGGAAGAGCUGGACCAAGCUAUAGUAGGCCGGCUCAUGCUGCAGUGCAGAUGACAACUGCACAGCUCAAAACGGAAUUUGACAAAUUAUUUGAAGAUUUAAAAGAAGAUGAUAGAACUGUUGAAAUGGAACCAGCUGAGGCUAUUGAAACACCAUUGCUUCCACACCAAAAACAAGCUCUAGCUUGGAUGAUUGCACGAGAGAACAGCACAGAGCUACCACCAUUCUGGGAACAGCGCAAUGACUUAUAUUAUAAUACAAUAACAAAUUUUUCUGUGAAGGAACGACCGGAAAAUGUUCAUGGAGGAAUUUUAGCUGAUGAUAUGGGUUUGGGCAAAACUCUUACUGCCAUUGCUGUAAUUCUUACCAACUGUGAUGAUGGCGGGCCUCUCCUCAGUGGGAGAGGUGAGAAGACUCAUCCAGGAAAGGAAUACAAGGAUGAGACCAUUAAACUCAGAGGAAGUAAUAUGAACAAGAAGGAAGAUGGACACUCAGAGUCAUCCACGUGUGGUGAAGAACCCAGUAUUUCAGGUACUCCGGAGAAGAGUAGCUGUACUGUGUCAGAACUGUCUAGUGUCUGCCCUAAGAGAAGAAAAAUUACUGUACAGUACAUUGAAAGUAGUGAUUCAAAGGAAAUUGAGACAAGUGAACUGCCCCAGAAAAUGAAAGGCAAGCUGAAAAAUGCACAGUUAAAUACUAAAAGUAGAGUAAAAGGAUCAUCUAAGGUUAAAGAAGAUAAAAAAUUUUUACUUAAUUUUUUUGCUUCUGCAACAAAAAAGAAAAUGUUGAAAACAGGCACGUCUAUGACAGAGGGCUCAAAGGCAUGUGACACUGGAGAGAGGACAAGGACAACGCUGAUCAUCUGUCCACUCUCUGUGCUGAGCAACUGGAUUGACCAGUUUGGACAACAUGUAAAAUCAGAAGUGCACUUGAAUUUUUAUGUUUAUUAUGGUCCUGAUCGUAUUAGAGAUUCAGCCUGGCUUUCAAAACAGGAUAUUAUUUUGACUACUUACAGUGUUUUAACUCAUGAUUAUGGAACUAAAGAUGAUAGUCCAUUACAUAGCAUCAAGUGGUUAAGGGUGAUCCUGGAUGAAGGCCAUGCCAUUCGAAAUCCAAAUGCUCAGCAGACAAAAGCUGUACUUGAGUUAGAGGCAGAAAGAAGAUGGGUAUUGACAGGUACUCCUAUCCAGAAUUCUUUAAAGGACUUAUGGUCUCUUCUGUCCUUCUUAAAACUUAAACCAUUUAUUGAUAGAGAGUGGUGGCAUAGGAUCAUACAGCGUCCUGUCACUACAGGAGAUGAGGGAGGACUUAGGCGUUUACAGUCCUUAAUAAAAAAUAUCACGCUUAGAAGAACAAAGACAAGCAAAAUUAAAGGGAAACCUGUUUUGGAGUUGCCAGAAAGGAAAGUAUUUAUUCAGCAUAUUACUCUGUCAGAAGAAGAGAGAAAGAUUUAUCAAUCUGUUAAAAAUGAAGGCAAAGCUGCCAUUGGAAGGUAUUUUACUGAAGGGACUGUCCUUGCACACUAUGCAGAUGUCUUGGGUCUUCUGCUUAGAUUGCGGCAGAUUUGUUGCCAUACCCAUCUUCUUACAAACGGAAUGUCUUCAAGUGGCCCCUCCAGAAGUGAUACUCCUGAAGAGCUGAGGAAGAUGUUAAUAGAGAAGAUGAAGUUAAUUCUGAGCUCUGGUUCAGAUGAAGAAUGUGCAAUCUGCCUGGACUCCUUAGCAUUUCCUGUGAUAACCCAUUGUGCACAUGUGUUCUGUAAACCUUGUAUCUGUCAGGUCAUUCAGAGUGAGCAGCCACAUGCAAAGUGUCCUUUGUGCAGAAAUGAGAUACAUGUAGAUAAUCUAUUAGAAUGUCCUCCAGAAGAAUUGGCAUGUGACAGUGACAGAGAGUCCAGUAUGGAAUGGAAGUCCAGCUCAAAGAUUAAUGCUCUAAUGCAUGCUUUGAUUGAAUUACGGACAAAGGACCCCAGCAUAAAAAGUUUAGUUGUUUCUCAGUUUACCACAUUCCUGUCUUUAAUAGAAACACCUCUUAGAGCCUCAGGAUUUGUGUUUACUCGCUUAGAUGGUUCCAUGGCUCAGAAGAAAAGAGUUGAAUCAAUUCAGUGUUUUCAAAACACAGAAGCAGGAUCUCCUACGAUAAUGCUACUGUCCUUAAAGGCAGGUGGAGUCGGCUUAAAUCUCUGUGCAGCUUCUCGAGUGUUCUUAAUGGAUCCCGCCUGGAACCCUGCUGCAGAAGACCAGUGCUUUGACCGGUGCCAUCGACUUGGCCAGAAACAAGAGGUUAUCAUCACAAAAUUCAUUGUGAAGGACUCCGUUGAAGAAAAUAUGUUGAAAAUACAAAACACGAAACGAGAACUUGCAGCUGGAGCCUUUGGAACUAAGAAAACAGACGCCAGUGAAAUGAAGCAAGCUAAAAUCAAUGAAAUCAGAACCUUAAUUGACUUAUAAUUUGUGGGUUUUUUUCUAAGGUCAGUUUGAACAGACACUUAAGUUUUACAGCUGAAAAAUACAGAUUUAAGAAUGGGAUCUAGAGAAUGCUUUCUGGGGGGCAUAUUUUAUGUUAAUAUUUUAUGUGUUACUGACACGUCUCUUCUAUACCUGAAUCUAUUUUUAUGAUACUAGCAAUAAGUUCCCUUGUAAACUGGCCUGAAAGACGUUUUCAUACAAGUUCCUUUGCUCUCCAGGCUUCCAUUCCUUUGCUGAGUAUUUUCCUACAUUUCCCACGUAUCCCACAUCUUCACUGAAGUGUGGUCGAAACUUAUACUUUUGACCACUUAUUCCCCAAAGCCUUUGGUUGAUGAUUCAGUGAAUCCACGGUUCUUGUAAAUUAUGUACAAAUAUAUACAGACUAUAGGAAAGAUUUUAUUGGAUGUUCAAAAACUAUAGUUGCAUUCAUAACUAAACCUUGAAUAAAACACCAAAGUUCAGAGGGCAAUUUAAUUGCAAUUUUUUCUUUGUUGAGAUAUAACAUAUAUGUGACCUUCCAUAUGUGUUUAGAGAAAAUUUACAGAAAAAAAGCAUUUUGUGUUCAUUUUAGUAAAGUGGUACAUUCAUUAUUUAAAUGUGAUGAUAGAGGCACAGGGUGUUAAUAUUAGGGGUGAAGGAACCAGUUCUACCUGGUUUGUCUUGAACGCUUAUAUUUGUAAUUUAAAUAGAUAUUUUUGUAAGUGCUCUCUAUUUAUGUAGGUCUUUUGGAAAUAACUUUAUAAAUUUAAUACAGAAGACUACUACUAAACCUCAGAGGUGUGAUAAUCAGGAUGGAAAUUGGGAUGGAUGACCUUUAAAGUUCAACUCUUAAAGACAUUUUAAUCACGAAUCUAAAAAUGCUGUUGUGAGUUUAGAAUCAGAAUUUAAUUUUGGAACUUUACUAAUUGAUCUCUUCAUUUUUUUAAACCCUUUUUUGGGAAGUUAAUGACUAUGACUCAUAGUUAAAACAAAUACAGUCAAGGUAUAUAACAAUAGCUUUAUUUUCUGUUGUUGUUGUUGUUGUUGUUGUUUUUGAAUCCAGAGACAAGAUGACUAAGAAAAAGCUUUAUGGUUUAUGGUAUAGACUGAAGAACAACUGAGAUUUUAUUUAUGAGAGACCUGACUAAGAUGAUAGAUACCCUUCUCUUACUCACUAAAUCCUCCCCAACCUGUUAUUCCUCCAAGGGAACAGGAUUAGCCAGCAUCUCCUCUGUUCCGUUUCUCAUCUGUCCUCAGCCAGGUGAGGCAGAGGAGUGCUCAGGUCAGGUUUGCUGUGGGGUGAAAGUGGAAUAACUGGGAUUGGCCGCUAGGGUUAGUAACCCAUGGGAGAUUUUGUAGACUAGUAUCACAUACAAAUCAAGUCUCAUUAUGUAUGGCAUUAGAGUUCUUUAGUUCCUAUACACCGUGAAAUUAAGUAUAAACUAGUUAUGGCCCAAAUAAACAAGAAAGAAGCACACACAGUCUACUCCUUUUAAUUACAAAUAAACUGAGGUUCAAAAGUGAAGGCCAUGUGCAUCUUGUCCGGAAAAUUACAGGGCUAUCUAUGCUUUAAAACAUGAGACCAAUCAAAUUUGGUGUUAAUAAAAAAAGUUAAUUCUAAGAUAUAUAAACCACUGGAAUGAAGAAUUUUAUGCUCUGCUGUUUUACUACUUAGAAAUGUACUGAAAAUAUUUCAGAUUGUGUUUCCAACUAGAUUUUUCUUUAAAUAAAAAAAUUAAUAAAAAUCUAAAAA